AUGCUUUUUGCAAAAUUAUUGUUAGGAUUAGCUGUUGGUUGUGCCUCUGCAGUUGUUCCUAUUUUACUUGCAGAAUUGGCUCCAUCUGAGAAAAGAGGGCAAAUGGUUACUCGUAAUGAAUUGAUGAUUGUUCUAGGGCAAUUUGUUGCCUUCCUUAGUAAUGCUAUACUUGGAACUAUUUGGGCAGAUGAGUUAGUUGAAAUUUUUAAUUAA
This is a messenger RNA of Meloidogyne enterolobii, 213 nucleotides long. The record is from the annotation of a GenBank genome assembly. NCBI's taxonomy places the organism in Eukaryota, Metazoa, Nematoda, Chromadorea, Rhabditida, Meloidogynidae.